This is a messenger RNA of Actinia tenebrosa (Australian red waratah sea anemone), 1131 nucleotides long. RefSeq lists its product as uncharacterized. The record is from RefSeq and is a predicted model, not a curated record. Gene Ontology annotation, molecular function: DNA binding. Gene Ontology annotation, biological process: DNA integration; DNA recombination. Lineage: Eukaryota; Metazoa; Cnidaria; Anthozoa; Actiniaria; Actiniidae.
AUGAAGUGUUUUUACCGUUUUCUUGGGGAGAUAAACAAGACAAAUGUUCAGAUUUUGGACUUGGCACCAAAAGAGCUUGACCACCUCCUUGGAAAGUUCUUCAAAAACAUCAGGAAAGUUACUGGCGAGGAAUACGAGCCAAGUAGUUUGACUGGGCUGCAGAGAAGCAUCCAAAGGUUUCUGUCAGAUUCCAGGUCAAAGAUGAACAUCCUCAAGGACGAUGAGUUUGCUUUAUCUAGAAAAGUAUUGGAAGCCAAGCGUAAAAACCUUGUUGAACAAGGCAAAGGGAACCGUCCUAACGCGACUCGUUCGUUGACCAAAGAAGAAGAAGAAGACAAGCUGUAUCAGAAUGGCGCUUUUGGUGCAGAAAAUCCCGUAGUCCUUCAGAGAACCAUGUGGUGGAUUCUCUCCCUGCAUUUUGGGUUUAGAGCCCGCGACGAGAGCCCAUACGCCACAAACAUGGAGAGAUGUCCUAUUCAGUUUUAUAAGCUGUUCAGACGCCAUCGACCCGAAGAAAUGAACAAGCCAGAUGCUCCAUUCUUUCUUGCUGUACGACACGGCGACCACCGAAUAAAUCCUCAAAUGUGGUAUAUGAAGGCGCCCCAAGGCAAGAAUGAAAUCGGUAAAUUCUUGAAAACUGCCGCAGACGAAGCCAAUCUCCAAAGAAAAGGAGCAAAAGUCACAAAUCACAGCGUCAGGAAGACUGGCAUUGGCCGAUUGCUAGAUGCAAAUACCCCAGAGACUUUUGUGGCUCAAUUAAGCGGUCACAGAAGUCUUCAAAGCCUCCAGUCACACAAGUCAGCAAAUGAGCACCAUCAGCGACAAAUGUCGUACAUUUUGAGUUCUUCAAGUCACUCGCAAAAUUCCAAACAGAUAACUGCUCCUCCAGACAAUAGCAGUGGCCAGUUAAUAACAAGUUCACAGCAGUCACACAGCAGCCUGAGUUUCCAAAACACGACGAAUUCGCUCGCUGUGAAUAAUUCAAGCGACCCAGCAGCUUUAAAUGGUGUUUUUCCUGGAGCGAAUAUCAGCAGUAUCUCUCAAUGUCAGUUCCAGAUCUUCAAUGGCCCAGUUAAGUUAAUCCAACAAGGUGCAAAGCGACGUUAUGUUAUUGAGAGCGACGACGAAUAA